Messenger RNA from Conger conger (European conger), 2995 nucleotides. Its product is annotated as cyclin-dependent kinase inhibitor 1B-like. The transcript has 3 exons. Gene Ontology annotation, cellular component: cytoplasm; nucleus. Gene Ontology annotation, biological process: G1/S transition of mitotic cell cycle; regulation of cell cycle; negative regulation of cell population proliferation. The record is from RefSeq and is a predicted model, not a curated record. Gene Ontology annotation, molecular function: cyclin-dependent protein serine/threonine kinase inhibitor activity; protein-folding chaperone binding. NCBI's taxonomy places the organism in Eukaryota, Metazoa, Chordata, Actinopteri, Anguilliformes, Congridae. Bases 812 to 1405 code for a protein of 197 amino acids.
AUCAUUGCGAGGCCGGUGUGUGCACACACCUUAUUUUCAAAAAGUCACAAAAUAAAUUAAGGUGGAAUUGCGUUUCAAAGAUGCAAAAUAGGCCAGUUCGUGACCGUUAAUUAUAGGGAAUAUCGGAACUACAGUUUAAUUCAGUAAAAUUGGCUAUUCCCUACGAUUGUAGCCUCUGUGGACAUAGCUAUAACAAUAUGUGCAAAUAAGAGUAGCCUAAGUUGUAGCCGAAUACUUGGCCUGUUAGUUUAGCUGUUUUCACUCUGUCUUUUCUGCGAAAGUUUAAAAUAAGGCUUGCUAAUAUGAAUGCUCAGUUUUGUUUUGUUUUAAUACAUUUUAAUUUCACUGUCUGACUUGCGUGGACUCCUACUAUUUUGCUUAACUUCCAAGUUGCGUACUUCUUUUUAAAACGCUAUGUUCACCUUAAGUAACGUGGGCGUCUCCGUUUUCUUUAACCAAUGAAUGUCCUUCUCUGUUUAAAUAGCUCUGGGUGUCAAUCAUUUUUUUCUCAGUCAGCCUGCUUUCAAUCGCCAUAUUGGGUCCUGAAAAGUCUGUUCUUCCCUCUGUUACUACAAACCGAAAUUGACAGGAGUGGGCUUUGCAAGUGCAUUUUGUUUUGAUGAUCCGUGGAGAUUUAUUUUGCUCGCGCUGCCAUAUUGACCGCUCUAUCGCAGCAAUUCAGUUUUAACGCAUGGCAUGCCUGCGUUAGGUUUGAUCUCAGUCAUUUUCGCCCGUUUUGGAUCACAUUGAAGUAGGAGUAAAAGACGUAUUUUCCGAUCGUUUGUUUGGUCCGUUUUUUCACACGCGGAAAAUGUCAAACGUUCGUCUUUCAAAUGGAAGUCCGACUUUGGAAAGGAUGGAUGCCAGACGGUCGGAUAACCCCAAACCUUCGUUCUGCAAAAGCCUGUUCGGGUCGGUGGAUCACGAAGCGUUAAGGAGGGAUUUAAAGGAACAUUUGCAAGAGAUGGAACAGACGGCGUCUGCCAAGUGGGAUUUCGAUUUUAAAAAACACAAGCCGCUCCCGGGUGGGAGAUUCGAUUGGAAAGAGGAGGAUAGCAAUAGUUUGCCUGAAUUUUACAGUAGAACGCCGCGGGCUUCGACGACGGGCAUUUGCCGUUCUGGGAAUAACAACGUGGAUCUUAACGGGAAUCAUAAUUGUGUGAUGGGGUCUCAAUAUCAAGAGAGCCCUGGAGACAGGCUUUCCGAUGAAAAAAUUGAGGAGUCGCAAAGUCAAAUGGAUUGCCGAGACCAAUGCAGCGGACAGAGGAAAAGAGCAGCAAGCCGUGAACAAUCUUCCCAAAAUAAGAGGUCACACGCCAGUUCAGAUGAAGUCGCUCGUUGUCCGGUCUUGACACAUUCAGUAGAGCACACGCCUAGGAAAACCAGUCCCAAGGCGCAGACGUAAUCAUUGUAAAGAGCUGAAGAUGUAAUUCCCCUUUUCGUUGAAAACGUCAGUGCUUGAUGAAGAGGAACUACAUUUCUAGAAAAACAAAUGCAUAUCGAGUCCCAUGGAAGGGGAUGCUGUACAAGCACUGAAUACAAACACUAAACUUCUGGCACUCAAAGUAACUGCCUCUAAAGCAGUCAAUGUAGCAGUGUGCAAUUAGGUUUCUUCCUUUUUUGCUCAUUUAUUAUUAUUAUUUUUUAUUUUUUUUUACUACCUGUGUACAUAGUAUAUUUUCAAGUGUAGCACAUGAAACUUAAGAUAAAAAAUUUCCUUUUAUAUUAAGCAGUGUGAAUUUGAUUCGACUUGAAUUGCAGUAGGUUUGUUUCCUUUUUAAAAUGCUGUCAGUUUUUUUUCUUCUCUUUUUUUUUGGAAGAUGGUGUGUCCUUUUGAGGCAAUUCAUACAAAGAAUACAUCGACGUAUACUCCGCAGGGUUUUUAAAUGUUCCCGACCAUUACGAUCCCAACCCACUUUUUGUAACCGUUAUAGCUCUUACCUAUGCCCAGGUAUAGUGCUGUGAAUAUAAGGACCUGUUUCGUCAGAGUCUUAACAUAAGGUUGUUAAAAAGUUGCAGUUCAUGAGAUCCACACUAUUUAACAUAUCCACAAGAGCAGGCACAUCAAUCCAACCGGUGAUUACAGAUGACAUUGAAACCCAGCCAGAUAUUGUAGCCCUGUUGUUUAUCCAGACUAGACAUCGAAAUGCUGUCACACAAAAUUCUGCCAAAGUUACUCUUGAUUAGAACAGCACAUAUUCCCUUGUUUAUGAGUCUGGGGAUCCAGUCUGAAGUAUUCAGCAACUGAAUGAUGGAAGGCAAGGCAUAAGGUCAAUUCACAGUAUUAAUUGUACGCAAGCCACUGGCGAGUAUGCCAAAGUGUCUUAUUCUCUAUUUAUACAUUUGUGUGAAUUUAUACAGUGCUUUCAUUUGCGUUAUGUGUCCUACUGAUUAAAUAAAUUGUGACAUCAAAAUUAUUGUAUCUGCAAAAAUUGUAUUUCCCCCCCAAAAUCAAACAUGAAAAUAUAUUUAGUUCAGUGAGACAGAGAAGGAAAACUUGGGAUGUUUUAUUAUUAUUAUUAUUUUUUUUGUCCUUGACAAUUAUAAACCAUUAAGAAUUUAAACAGAAAAUGCAUGAAUUCUAAUAUCCUUUUUUGUGGAAUUUUACCCCUGCAUUACUUAGCACUAUAUUUGACAAGAAAAGGAAAUUCUUCAUCUUUGAAAAAGGAAAUGACACUGCCUGUGUAUUUGUGUAAAACUUUGAAGUGUACCUGUGUACAUAACUUUGUAAAAACACUGAGAAAUUAUACUAACUUAUUUAUGUCAAGCUUUUUUUUUUUUUUUUAGAAGAAAAUGGGUUUGUUUAUGGUUAUCCAAAGUGGCAUUUUUUCUUCUUUUUUUUGGGUAGUUUCUCAAUGUUUUUUUUUUCUCUCUUGUUUUUUUAAUUAAACAUGUAAGGUUGCAAACUGAGCCUGAAAAUACAACGUGCAUUUUGUAACGUGUGUUUAAAAAAAAAUCGCAAUUGACUAAAAAAUAAAUUGAAAAUUGAGUAUCA